CUUUUCUCUUUAUUCAAAAAUAAGACUGAUUUCAAAAAAUGUCUUUUAGUUUUGGAGCUAAUAACAGCAAUACAAAUAAACCUGCUACGGCUGGUUUUUCAUUUGGCACAGGCAGCAACACAGCAUCCGGUACGGGAGGCUUUGGCUUUGGAACACCUACAUCUGCUCCAGCAACAGGUGCAUUUGGCUCAACCACCACCGCACCAAGCACUGGUUUUGGCAGUACAGGAGGCUUUGGUGGACUUGGUGCCACUUCUUCUGCUCCCAGUACAAAUAGUACUUUUGGUGGAUUUGGCACUACUUCUUCUGCUCCUGCUACAACCACUAAUACUACUACUACACCAAACACCUUUGGUGGAUUCGGUUCUACUCCUGCAACCACAACUAGCUCCACGCCAGCUUUCGGAGGCUUUGGAGCCACUAGCUCGACACCUGCUAGUACUGCUGGCACUACUGCUACAGCCACUACUGGAUUUGGCGGUUUUGGUGCAGCUGCUUCUAAACCUGCCACUGGUUUCGGUGCUACGACAACUGCACCAUCCACCACUGGUUUUUCAUUUGGCACACCUGCAACAUCCGCAGCCGCUUCAACACCUUCUACGGCCACUGCUCCUUUAACUGGAUUUGGCUUCGGUGGCCCUGCUAGUUCCACAGCCACCACUACAGCUAGUAAGCCUUCAUUUAGCUUUGGAACAACUGCACCAGCAUCAACCACAGCAACAUCCACACCCGCUACAACAACCACUGCUUCCAUUUCAACAGGCGGAUUUGGAGGAUUUGGUCAAAAGACAGAUGGUGAAUGAAUUAAUCGAUUGAUGUUGACAAUUGUUUAGAAUUAACCUUUUUUUAAAUAUCUAGUCAAACCUGCUACUACAGGCACUACUCCUACUACUACUUCU
Molecule: messenger RNA, 899 nt
Organism: Rhizopus microsporus ATCC 52813
Lineage: Eukaryota; Fungi; Mucoromycota; Mucoromycetes; Mucorales; Rhizopodaceae
Exons: 3
Coding region: 39-803 (254 amino acids)
Source: RefSeq, a predicted model, not a curated record